AGUGCCGAAUGAAGUUGAACACGCCUAUGCACACGCACAUGAGAAGUGGUGUUGUGGUGUGCUCACUUCAGUUUGGCGCUCCUCACGUGCUGAGUACACAAUUUUACUAGGAUCAGCAUUUUAUCUGCCGCCUAUAAGGAGACCAUUGCUGACAUAUCCGAGUAAGACAGCACCACAGAUGGGUUCAGCACCUUUGAGCAUCUAACACUAUGGAUUACCAGCCUUGGCCACGAAAGCACAUAAACAACAAGCGUAUAUGUUGGAAACUCACUCCAACAUAACCCAGCCUACCAAAACAUGACUUUUAAGCCAUUUCUUUACUGAACAAUAAAGAUAAAAUUACUUGUUAUUUAUUUGGUAAGCUCUCAGGAGAGGGAUAAAGCCAUGUCUGCACUGAUUUUCCUCAUCGUACUACAUGGAGUCUCCUUGGCGGGUGCCUACAACGGACGCAACAGUAUCACCCCCCGAAAAACAAUUCAGUAUGAAGAUAACCAUGUGAUCACAUUUAAAGAUGAAGGCAUUUGGAAUUACUCCACUAUGCUUAUUCGAGAGGAUUUGGGGCUGCUGAUGUUAGGGGCGAGAGAAGCCGUCUACGCCCUUGAUAUAAAGGAUAUCUCGGUUGCUAAAUCCAAGGUUCUGUGGAAAGUGACGGAGGAGAAACAAAAGGAGUGCAUCUCUAAAGGGAAGCAUCCCGAUACCGACUGUCACAACUACAUCCAGAUGCUGCAUCAAGUGAACGACAGUGUGAUGUACGUGUGCGGUACGAAUGCCUUCAGUCCCACCUGUGAUUACAUAACGUACGGUGAUGGACAGCUGAAACUAGAGGAUCGGCAGGAGGAGGGCAGGGGGAAAUGUCCUUUCGAUCCCUUCCAGAGAUCCGCUUCCGUCAUGGUUGAUCAAGACUUGUAUUCGGCCACGUUCUUCAACUUUUUGGGUUCUGAGCCGGUCAUACUCCGUACCUCACCCAUUUCAUUGCGCACAGUGAUCAAACGCUCAUGGCUUGAUGAGCCAAAUUUCAUCUACAUGGACGUAAUACCUGAAAGCGAGAACAGUCCCGAUGGCGACGAUGACAAAAUCUACAUGUUCUUCAGCGAACACGCCAUAGAGUACGACUUUUAUAGCAAGCUAUUGGUGUCCCGUGUCGCCAGAGUCUGCAAGGGAGACAUGGGUGGCCAGAGGACACUCCAGAGGAAAUGGACUUCCUUUUUGAAGGCACGUUUAGACUGUUCUGUCCCCGAGCCCAGCCUGCCAUACAUCAUCCAGGACGUCUUCCACGUGCGCCACAAGAAAUGGAGGAAGAGCGUCUUUUACGCCAUCUUUACAUCUCAGUCGAGCUCAACAGAUCAGACCUCGGCAGUAUGUGCAUACGAUGUGACCGAUAUUAGCGAGGUGUUCUCACGUGGCAAAUUUAAGACACCGGUGACCGUGGAAACGUCGGAUGUAAAAUGGGUCACAUUCAACGGAGACAUUCCUGUCCCUCGACCAGGAGCUUGCAUCAACAACGCAGCAAGAAGUCUGAAUAUUGAGCGCUCGUUGGAUCUGCCGGAUAAAACGCUACAGUUCAUCAGAGAUCGGCCCCUCAUGGACGACGCCGUCCGUCCGAUCACGGGCAAGCCUCUGCUGGUCAACAAAGGACCGGCAUUGACCCGCCUCGUCGUAGACCACGUAACAGCUUUAGACGGACAGUCCUAUCCUGUGAUGUUUAUCGGCACAGAAAACGGUUAUUUGCAGAAAGCUGUGAACUACGACGGAGAAAUGUACAUCAUUGAAGAAGUCAAACUCUUUCAGAACGCUGAGCCAGUCAAUGUUCUUCGCCUUCACCAGAACCAGUUGUAUGCAGGCUCUGCAUCUGGGGUUGUUCAAAUGCCCAGCAGUAACUGCAGUCGAUAUAUAUCUUGUCUGGACUGUGUUCUGGCCAGAGACCCUUAUUGUGCUUGGGAUCUCACGGCUCAACAGUGCUCUGAGUUACCAAGUUUACCCGCCAAAACAGAAGGUAAUUGGAUACAAAGUUUAAAAGAUCCAGAUGAGACCCGCUGCCCAAUAAAAGCGACUGCUGAGCCACAGAUCCGUACCCUUGUAUUGGGAAACAACAUCCAGUUGCUAUGCCGACCAAACUCAAAUUUGGCUCAGGUGAGCUGGAAUUUCAAUGGGAAGCAGCUGCCCUCCUCUAACAAGAAGUACACCAUUUACAGCGAUGGCAUCCUUAUCCACAACGCCUCAGCAGCUGACGCAGGACGCUACAUUUGCAUGUCACUCGAGUGGGCCAAAGGAAAACACUACACACAGAUGUUGGGCAUUUACGAUCUGCAUGAACAAAUAAUGGAAGUAGUAACCGAAAAAAUACAGACCACCCCGGGUAUCGUUCAUAAAAGCUACACAACAUCAUCAUCGGGUCUCACCGAGGUUCCGAAAAAACCCAUACCUCCGGAACCUCAAACCGGAGAAGGUAAGUGGAUAGUAAUGCAAGUGGCACUAGCCUUGUUGUCCAUUAUGAUGGCAUGUCUGCUCAUCUGGAAUCUGUACAUGGGCCACAUAUCUCCAUUUAUGUGCUUCGGGAGACAAUCGACCAAAACCCCUAGGAAUUUUACAAAGAGGGAAUACGUACACACAGCCAGCACCGAACGCGAAACUUUGGAUGGUAAACAACAGACAGUCAGGAUAUGUCCCGCAACGGACAAUGACGUAGAAGCUACCAGCUUUCACAGAAAUGGUCCCAAUGGGGAAGUACCGACAGACACGCCGAUUUGUAAGUACAUUACGGACGAGUCGGAGAUUUGAGCUCGAGGAUCCAAAAAGUUUUUUUAUUUAAGUUUUGUAAUCUUGUGUAAUUUUUCUAUUUAUUUAUUUUGUAUGUAAAUAAAAAAAUCUAUUCAAAAUACCAUGGUCCAUUAAAAA
Misgurnus anguillicaudatus (oriental weatherfish) is the source of this 2895-nucleotide messenger RNA. Its product is annotated as semaphorin-4E. Gene Ontology annotation, molecular function: semaphorin receptor binding; chemorepellent activity. Gene Ontology annotation, biological process: ossification involved in bone maturation; axon guidance; negative regulation of transcription by RNA polymerase II. Gene Ontology annotation, cellular component: plasma membrane. The record is from RefSeq and is a predicted model, not a curated record. NCBI's taxonomy places the organism in Eukaryota, Metazoa, Chordata, Actinopteri, Cypriniformes, Cobitidae.